CUAAUAUGUAAUGCAUCGAUUGGCCUUAUAGUGAGUCCAUGAGUUCACGCAGCUUGAAGAGUAUGCUCACACUUCGUUGACCCAACGUUGCGAUGUCCGGAUAACCAUCCGCUGAUUGAUGUUAUCCGGAUAAUCAACCCUAAAAUGUUCCUUCAGCCGCGCCGUGCCGCAACCGAGUUCAACGGGUGGAGUUCAGUCCAUUCCAUGAACACUGGGUAGCAGUGGGCACGGCUCAGUACUUUGGGAUCAUUGGCAAUGGCCAAACGGUGGUGAUGGAACUGCUGCCCGACGGGUCGCUCGCUACGAUGCGCUCGUUUGACACCCAAGAUGGCGUGUACGACGUUGCGUGGAGCGAGACCCACCCGAACCAACUCGUGGCUGCGUGCGCGAACGGCCACCUCAAGCUGUUCGAUGUGACGACUAGCGACAACUUUCCGAUCCAGUCCUUUGCCGAACACACGAACGAAGUGAGCGGCGUGAACUGGGGGCUCGUGGACCGGACGUCGUUCGUGUCGGCGUCGUGGGACCACACGAUCAAGCUGUGGCACCCCCAGCACCCCGCAUCCAUGCAAACAUUGCGCGGACACACUGGACCCGUGUACAACGCGGUGUGGUCGGCUGUCGAGGCGUCCCACGUCGCAUCGUGUUCUGGCGACGGCUCCGUGCGCCUCUGGGACUUAAAAACCCCCGGUCGGCCAGUAUGCGACAUCGCUGCCCACGCCCACGAAGUGACAGCGUUGGACUGGAACAAGUACAACCCCACGCAAGUCGUGUCAGGAUCUGUGGACACCUCGUUGAAAGUGUGGGACAUUCGAAACCCGUCGGUGGAAGUGCGGCAGCUGCGCGGCCAUCAGCACGCUGUCCGCCGUGUGAAAUGCUGUCCCCAUGACGAGUAUGUCGUGGCUUCCACGUCAUUCGACAUGUCCGUGCGACUGUGGAACGUCCGCGCCGUGCAUCCCCACUUGCAAUGUGCUGCCGCCCACCAUUCCGAGUUUGUGCUAGGGCUGGACUUUAGUUUGUUUGUGCCAGGACUGGUAGCGUCGUGCUCGUGGGACCGCAGCGUCGUAAUGUGGAACUACACGGGAGGCCCUCCCCCAUCAACCCCCCGACAAGUCAAAGGAUAAAACCCCCCAACGAACUCCACAGCGUUGGUUAGUUGAUUCGUUUGAAAUAGCCUCGAGUAACGGCACCACCAAUACUACUACUACUACUACUAC
Molecule: messenger RNA, 1217 nt
Organism: Aphanomyces astaci
Lineage: Eukaryota; Oomycota; Saprolegniomycetes; Saprolegniales; Verrucalvaceae
Exons: 8
Coding region: 273-1124 (283 amino acids)
Biological process (GO): protein import into peroxisome matrix
Cellular component (GO): peroxisomal matrix; cytosol
Molecular function (GO): protein binding
Source: RefSeq, a predicted model, not a curated record